Molecule: messenger RNA, 1971 nt
Organism: Syngnathus typhle (broad-nosed pipefish)
Lineage: Eukaryota; Metazoa; Chordata; Actinopteri; Syngnathiformes; Syngnathidae
Gene: lrit3a
Product: info leucine-rich repeat, immunoglobulin-like and transmembrane domains 3a
Molecular function (GO): protein binding
Source: RefSeq, a predicted model, not a curated record
AUGUACUUUUUCCCGAUCCCUCCGCCAAGUGACUGUUUGCGUCCUCUUGGUGAAAUCAUGCGUCAAAUCCUCUGGAUGUUGAUAGUGAUAUGCUGCUUUAACACGGCUCGUCCUUUCUGCCCGGCGCAGUGCACUUGUGUUUUCCAUGGACGUAGCGAUGGAACUGGAACCAGGACUGUGCUCUGCAAUGACCCCGAUAUGUCCGACAUCCCCGUAAACGUCCCAGUGGACACCGUCAAACUCCGGGUGGAGAAGACUGCUGUCCGCCGAGUGCCGACGGAAGCAUUUUACUACCUGACGGAGCUCCGUUACCUAUGGAUCACAUACAAUUCUAUCACUUCAGUGGACACGGGCAGUUUCUACAACCUCAAACUCCUCCACGAGCUGAGACUGGAUGGCAAUAUGAUCUCUAUGUUCCCCUGGGAGUCCCUCAAGGAGACGCCCUUGUUGAGGACCUUGGACCUGCACAACAACAGGCUCACCAGCCUUCCUGCUGAGGCCAUUCCCUACCUGGUGAAGAUUACAUACUUGGAUCUAUCCAGCAACAAAUUAGCUACCCUGCCCUCGGACCUCAUGGAUAUCUGGCCACCGUUUAACGGUGAACUCGUCACAGCGAACACCUCCCAAAAGGUGGUGCUGGGCCUCCAAGACAACCCCUGGAUCUGUGACUGCAAGCUCUCCAAGUUGAUCGAGAUAUCCAAAAUGGCAGUCACGCCCGUGGUUCUCAUGGACCUGUUCCUGACCUGCAGUGCACCCGAGAACCUAUCUGGCGUCCUCUUUCAGCGCGCCGAACUUGACAAUUGUGUCAAGCCCUCCGUCAUGACGUCUGCGACCAAGAUUACGUCUCCGCUUGGUAGUAAUGUUCUCCUGCGGUGUGAUGCAACAGGGUUCCCGACACCAAGCCUCAAUUGGGCUCGGUCUGAUGGAUCACUAGUCAACAAUGCAGUACAAGAGUCACCAGGGGACGGCAUCCAAUGGUCCAUCAUGAGCGUGCAUGGGAUCCUACACAAGGACGCCGGGGACUACAUUUGCAAAGCCAAGAAUGACGCGGGUGCAGCAGAAGCCACCAUUUCCCUUUCAGUCGCUGGCACCAUGAGCACCACCAUCUCUACGCCGAUGCCUAGCGCCGGGACAGGAUCGACAAGUCCAGACUGGACGUAUAAUCCGGAAAGAGAUUUGACAGUCUCGACCUCGGCCGUGCCCAUGGUCCAGACAACCGCAGUUGCGGUCUUAACCAAGUCAAAAACGACUUCUGGUGUUCAAAGGGGUUCGCUUAAACCUGCGAAGAUCCAACAAGGUGGUGGCAGACGGAAGUUUGUGUCAGAUGAAAAUAGUAAGAAAAGCGAUGCGUUAAACUUAGUCAAAGACUUGGAGAUUGUAGAGGAAACAUCUGACAGUGCGGUUUUAGUCUGGACGGCAGAGGGGCUACCCAAGAACUCUCCCCUCACUGUCGUUUACACACCGUACGGGGAAGAUGGCGAGGAUGACUACAAAAGAACAGUUGAGACUACUGCAGGCAGUGGCAAAAUUCUGCUGGAGGAGCUCUCACCUGGUAUGAGAUACUCGGUUUGCCUCGUGGCCAAGGGUAGUGCUGCCGCAAAAGACCCUUGCAUUGACUUCUACACGCUGGACAAUGAGGAGGAGGGAGGACAGAACCAAUUUUUUAUCAUCAUCAGUGGCAUUGCCUGCGCCUUGGCAAUGCCGCUCAUCGGCCUACUGCUCUACAAGAUCCUCGCCCUCUACUGCAAGGUGAGCGAGGCUACUCCGGAUGAAGAGGAACUGGAGAAGGAGAGCUAUGUCAAGUUCGAGACCAUCAACAUGAAGCAAAGGACCAUGAAGCCUCACCCGACAGAGCUAUGGGCAAGGAGGCCCACCCACGAGUCGGAACGACUGUUGCUGUGCUCUCGCUCGAGUAUUGACUCCCAGAUGACCUUCAAGAGUGACAGUUCCCGGUCUGAAUAUCUCUGCUGA